Carya illinoinensis is the source of this 1501-nucleotide messenger RNA. RefSeq names its product protein SIEVE ELEMENT OCCLUSION B-like. Gene Ontology annotation, biological process: phloem development. The coding region runs from base 25 to 1248 and encodes 407 amino acids. The transcript has 3 exons. The record is from RefSeq and is a predicted model, not a curated record. NCBI's taxonomy places the organism in Eukaryota, Viridiplantae, Streptophyta, Magnoliopsida, Fagales, Juglandaceae.
ACUAAAACUCCACAGCUGGACAACAUGAAAAUUCUCAAGAAAUUGCUGUACCCCAGUGAAGAGCUGGUGAUUGGCACGACCAAGAAAAAGGUAAAUAUUGAAGUACUAAGGAGAAAGCACGUGAUACUGCUCAUAUCCGGGCUUGAUAUCCACCAGGAUGAAAUUAUAAUUCUCAGUCAUUAUCAAGCUGAGUUAGCUGACCCGUUGGUGAGGCAAGGUCAGGAGAUGCAUUACGAAAUGGUGUGGCUCCCAAUUGUGGACAAUGCUGCAAAAGACCAAUAUUCCCCUGAGGAGAAUCGUCGUGAUUUUGAGCGUCUGCAGGCAAUGAUGAUAUGGUAUACAGUGCUCGAUCCUUUUGCCAUCGAACCAGCAGUCAUUGAGUUUGUCAAGAACAUCUGGCAUUUUGAGAAAAGGCCAAUUGCAGUUUCUUUGGAUCCACAAGGAAGGGUGGCCUCCGAGAAUGCACUUCCCAUGAUGUGGAUUUGGGGGAAUCUUCCCUUCCCUUUCAGUAAGGAGAGAGAGGAAGCUUUAUGGAAGUCAGCGUAUGCUACUUGGAGACUUGAGCUACUUGUUGAUUCCAUUGAUCCAAGGAUAAUAAACUGGAUGACAAAAGAGAAUACUUUCAUAUGCUUGUAUGGAGGUGAUGACAUUGAGUGGAUCCGGAAAUUCACAACAGAAGCAAAAGCUGUUGCCAAGAAUGCUCAAAUCACUCUAGAACUGUUUUAUGUGGGAAAGAGCCAUGUAGCAAGGGAGAGGAUGAGGAAAAUCACUGAAAUAAUCGCCAAAGAUCAGCUUAGUGAUUGCUGGACAGGAACAGAACUGACAUAUCAGUGGUACUUUUGGGUAAGGCUAGAGAGCAUGUUGUACUCAAAACUACAGAGUAACAAGACAGCCGAGAAUGAUGCGGUAAUGAAGGAGCUCACGACUGUGUAUAGCUUCAAUGGUGGGGAGCAAGGAUGGGCAGUAGUGUGCAGAUCAUUAAGUGAUGAAAUGGCGACAGGGAAUGGAGAGAUUGUUCUGAAAAGCCUGCAAGAGUUCGAAAAAUGGAAAGAAGAGGCUGCGAAUAAUCGGUUUGUGCAAGCACUCAGAGAACAUAUGGAGAAGCUUCACACACCAGAACACUGCACCCGCCUCAUCCUUCCUGGGACGACAAGUACUUGGGGCCUCCCUCCAGAUACGAAGGUCGUUUGUGCAGUUUGUCUCCGUCCUAUGGAGAGGUACUUGUUGUACCGCUGCUGUACCGAUUAGGUCACGUACGUGCAUGGUUGACUUCAUGAGCAUGCAUACGUACGUACGUAAGAUGAUUCAUGACCCGGCCCCUACGUACAAGAAAAAAAAUAAACCUAGUAUUUUAUAUAUAGUAUUCUUGUAAGGAUUGAUAUAUAUAUGUCUCGUACGUGUGUGUGCGCGUACGUGAUCUGGGACCCAUGCUAGGGCAGUACGUUUGAGCCUGUUGCUAGUUAUAAUAAAGUGUUUGCUUUUAGGAGUUUGCUUUCAGUUA